Arabidopsis arenosa is the source of this 3027-nucleotide messenger RNA. The record is from the annotation of a GenBank genome assembly. NCBI's taxonomy places the organism in Eukaryota, Viridiplantae, Streptophyta, Magnoliopsida, Brassicales, Brassicaceae.
GAUUCCGAUUUCACUUUUGUUCACGGAGCACCAAUCCCAACAAAAUUUCUGAUACGGCCGAUCAUAUCAGAGAAUGGAAUUCGAUAUCCCAUUGCCGGAAGAGCUUGAGCUUCUAGAAGCCAAUUCUCAUAUCUAUGAAGAAGAAGAAGACGACGACUACCUAAACUUCGAGGAGCCGCCAUAUCCUUACCCAAUUGACGGCGAUGAAGAAAAAGAAGAAGAACGCGUCGCGCAGAAGGAGCCUCAUGUCCAACAAUUGGAAUCAUCUGAUAUCAACGGUUGCAAACGACCCAGAAGUCUAAUCUCGGAUCCGAUUGUGAAUGUCGACGAAGUCUCUCCAGCUUCUGAUAAGAGAAGCAAAAUUGAUGAUAACCGGGUAGAAAUUGAAGAUGAGGAUUGGUUACGCUUCUCGCCGGUUAAGGAAGUAGUUCACGUUAUGGAGGAGGAAGAAGAAGUUGUCAUUCCCCAGGAGACUAUUUUGUCCAGAUACGCUUCUGAGAUAGAUGGGGAAUGCGUUCCGAUAACGGCACCGGACGGAGGAGAGAGGGUUUAUGCGAAAUUCUGCCGGGCUUUGGGAGAUGAAGAGGUGAAGAAAUUGGAUGUGAAAGACAAGUCUCAUGGUCUUAUUAAAGAUCCAAUCAGUGUUCUUUUGCAGCAAUCAGAGAAAGAGGCAUUUAACAAGGUCUUGCAAGCUAGUUCUGAAGAUCAGAAUGAAACCAAUUCUGCAGAAGCAUCUGUAAUGCAUGAGAAACUCUGGGUAGACAAAUAUUCUCCGAGCUCAUUUACUGAGCUUCUUAGUGAUGAGCAGACCAAUCGAGAGGUCCUGUUAUGGCUUAAGCAGUGGGAUGCUUCUGUUUUUGGAUCUGAAAUUAGGAGCACGACAGAGGAAGUAUUGUCAGCUUUGAAACGACAUUCUACCUCAAGUCAUCAUCAAAAAUCGGAUUCAGCUUUUACUAGGAAAAAGCAGUUCAAUAGAUGGAGUAAGGAGAGUUUUGGAUAUCCUAAAAAUGCAGACAUCCUUCUGCUUUGUGGUGCCCCUGGACUUGGAAAGACAACGCUUGCUCACAUUGCAGCUAAGCAUUGUGGAUAUCGUGUUGUUGAGAUCAAUGCUAGCGACGAGCGAUCAGCAUCAGCCAUUGAAACUAGAAUUCUUGACGUAGUUCAGAUGAACUCGGUUACAGCUGAUUCUAGACCUAAAUGUUUGGUGAUUGAUGAGAUAGAUGGAGCUCUUGGUGAUGGAAAAGGAGCAGUUGAUGUUAUUCUAAAGAUGGUGUUGGCAGAAAGAAAGCAUGCUACUGGCAAGGAAAAUAUAGAGAAUGUAAAGACUUCCUCGAAGAAGGAGCGCCGAACAGCACCACUAUCAAGACCUGUGAUUUGUAUAUGUAAUGAUCUAUAUGCACCAGCACUUAGACCUCUGCGACAGAUAGCAAAGCUCAAGUAUAUCUGUAAUAUGGAGGGGAUGAAAGCAAGAUCAUUCGCUCUUAGUGCUCUUGCGGAGUACACUGAAUGUGACAUUCGCUCUUGCUUGAACACACUGCAAUUUCUCUACAAGAAGAAAGAAACCAUCAAUGUGAUUGACAUUGGAUCUCAAGUUGUUGGGCGGAAAGACAUGUCAAAGAGUCUGUUUGAUAUCUGGAAAGAGAUAUUCACCACGAGAAAAAUGAAACGAGAACGAUCUAAUGACGCUUCUGGUAGUGGGGCCAAAACCUUUGACUUCUUACACACUCUCGUAUCCAGUCGGGGUGAUUAUGAUUUGAUUUUUGAUGGUAUACAUGAAAACAUUUUGCAGCUCCACUACCAUGAUCCAGUGAUGGACAAGACAAUUAGCUGCUUGGACUGUCUUGGAACUUCUGAUUUGCUGCAUCGAUACAUAAUGCGCACCCAGCAAAUGCCUCUCUAUGUUUACUUUCCUAGCCUGGUGAUACCUAUACACCGUCGUGUGGCCCAGAUUCAAAAACCAAUUAUUGAGUGGCCUAAGUCAUACCACAGAUGUCGAACACUUUUGGUAGAAAAGCAGGAGUCUCUGCGGUCUUGGCACCACAAGAUACCUCCCUAUAUUGGGAGGCAUUUGUCAAUCAAGUCUUUCGUAGAAGACUCUAUUUCCCCGCUAUUGCAUAUUCUUUCUCCCCCAACUCUUAGACCGGUGGCAUCGCAUUUGCUAUCAGAUAGGCAAAAGGAUCAACUGGCGGGUUUGGUCAUGCUUAUGUGUUCUUAUUCUUUGACUUAUAAGAAUGUGAAAUCUGAUCCUGUUCUGAGUAACCUCAGGGAUGAUGCUGCUUCAGAUGCUUUAGUUCUUGCUUUAGAUCCACAUCUAUUUGAUUUCAUUAAUUUCAAGGGUCACCAAUUUAAACAUCACGUACUCGCCUUAGCGAUGAAACAAGUGUUGGUACAUGAAGUUGAGAAGCAAAAGAUACUGCAAGCAAGUGGAGGAAGGUCCGGGAUCCUGAACAAACCCGAAAUCAAGAAAAUAAAUCAAGACCUAGCAAGGAAAACCAAUGCUGCAGCAAAUGAAAGUCAAAGAAAUCCAAUCACCUCUAAACCUCCGUCAGUCUCAGUUGGGAUUGCCACAACUUCAAAACCUAAUUCUAGUGAUGUGAAAAAGGCAUCUCGCACCGCCCUUAAUUUCUUCGACAGGUUUAGGAAGUCAAGGAAAGAUUAUGAAGAUCCAGAGGAUGUACAAAAGCGAGCAACUGCAAAAAGAGAUUCAAGACCUCUUCUCUUCAAGUUUAACGAGGGUUUCACAAAUGCUGUGAAGAGACCAGUUAGAAUGCGGGAGUUUCUAUUAUGAUUCUGCAAUGAAGUCAGAGUUAGAUUGGUGCAUAGUUUCAUACUAAGCUUUGAUCGGAUUUACGACAAUGUUUGCAUAUGCUAAGAAAAGCUAAGGAAGAAAUGAAAUGAAAUUGUGUAAAUAUGCUUGAUGUGGAACAUCCCACUGCGUUUUUUUGUUCUUUUGAAAUCUUAUUUACUUAAUACAAAAGAACAUGAAAUUUCAUGUAAACCAAAUGACAAUAAACCCCAUCCUGUUAA